Dalotia coriaria is the source of this 1866-nucleotide messenger RNA. It is a transcript of the gene AsnRS, whose product is annotated as asparagine--tRNA ligase. The record is from RefSeq and is a predicted model, not a curated record. Gene Ontology annotation, molecular function: ATP binding; asparagine-tRNA ligase activity; nucleic acid binding. Gene Ontology annotation, cellular component: cytoplasm. The coding region runs from base 144 to 1796 and encodes 550 amino acids. Gene Ontology annotation, biological process: asparaginyl-tRNA aminoacylation. Lineage: Eukaryota; Metazoa; Arthropoda; Insecta; Coleoptera; Staphylinidae. The transcript has 4 exons.
GUAUCAUCAGGAAUUCCCGCAGCGCCGAGCCACACAGUUUCAGGUUCUGUCAAUGCGGUGUUCGCCGAAUUGUAGCGUGUUCAACUUGGAACAAUAUUGCAUCAGAUUCAAUACGCGACUAGAUUAACGUGAAAAACAUCAACAUGUCAGGAGACGCUGAGCCGUUAUACACAUCAGAAAAGAAUGGUUCUGAUGAAAAUGGAGCAGGAACAGAGGAUAAACCAUUCAAAACCAUUCUGCAGGCUAUGCGAAAAGCCGGCAAGGAGCCAUUUCCAAUCAUAUAUGUAGAUGGUAAAGAAGAGGGUGUGAAGUAUGAUGUUGCAGCCAAGUCUCAGUUAAAGAAGAUUACCAAAAUUUGGGCUCGAGAGAACUACAAAUCAGAAAACAAGCAGAAAAAGGUAGAAGAUGAUGAGGAGAAAAGGAAGCAAAACUUGGAAGAAGCAAAGAAGAUUGUCAUCAAGGAAGAUCCUAGUCUACCUGCAGCCACCAGAAUCAGAAUUUUUGAAGGUGCAAAAUAUCGCGACCAGCGCAUUAAAAUCUAUGGGUGGGUGCAUCGUCUACGUCGGCAAGGAAAAAACUUGAUGUUUAUAACAUUGAGAGAUGGCACUGCUUUUCUUCAAUGUGUUCUUAAUGAUACACUGUGUCAUACAUACAAUGCUGUUGUACUAUCUACAGAAUCUUCAGUUUUGCUGUAUGGUGUUCUGAAGGCUGUGCCAGAAGGUAAAAGUGCUCCUGGUGGUCAUGAAUUACAAGUUGAUUACUGGGAACUGAUUGGCUCAGCUCCUCCCGGAGGAGCUGAUACCAUUCUCAACGAAGAUGCGCUUCCUGAAGUUCAAGCUGAAAACCGCCAUAUUAUGAUUCGAGGUGAAAACACAUCUAAGGUAUUGCGUAUGCGCUCAUUGUUGAUGCAAACAUUCCGUGAUCAUUAUUUGGCGCGUGGUUACUGCGAGGUUACUCCACCAUCAAUUGUGCAGACUCAGUGUGAAGGCGGCUCAACGCUAUUUAAGAUGGACUACUUCGGCGAAGAGGCUUACUUGACUCAGUCGUCACAGUUGUACUUGGAGACAUGCCUAGCUUCUAUGGGAGACGUUUUCUGUAUCGCUGAGAGUUUCCGCGCUGAGCAGAGUCGUACCAGACGUCAUUUAGCUGAGUAUACCCAUGUGGAAGCCGAGUGUCCGUUUAUUGACUUCGAAGACCUCCUCAAUCGCCUGGAAGAUCUCAUCUGCGAUGUGGUCGACCGCGUGCUCAAGUCGCCUCUUGGUUCAAUCGUGUACGAAUUGAACCCGGACUUCAAGCCACCCGAGAGGCCCUUCUUGCGAAUGAACUACACCGACGCAUUGGUGUACCUUAAAGAAAACAACAUUACCAAAGAAGAUGGUUCAUUCUACGAAUUUGGUGAGGAUAUUCCAGAAAUGCCCGAGCGUAUGAUGACUGAUAAAAUCGGAAAGCCGAUAAUGUUAUGUCGUUUCCCGGCUGAAAUCAAGUCAUUCUAUAUGCCUAGAUGUCCGGAAGAUAAUCGUCUUACUGAAAGUGUUGAUGUUCUCUUACCGAACGUGGGCGAAAUUGUUGGUGGUUCCAUGAGGAUCUGGCAGCUGGAUGAGCUUCUGGAAGGUUAUAAAAGGGAAGGUAUUGACCCGUCACCGUACUGCUGGUACACUGAUCAACGAAAAUACGGAUCGUGUCCGCAUGGCGGGUAUGGGCUUGGUUUGGAGCGUUUUAUUUGCUGGUUAUUGAACCGCUAUCAUAUUCGCGAAGUUUGCUUGUAUCCAAGGUACUUGAACCAUUGCAAACCCUAAAUAUUGAGGUAAUUUUGAGAAAAAAUAUUGAAUACAACUUUUAAUUUUGAAUAAAAUAAGCUGCAUUUUC